AUGUUGUGUCACGAGUUUAAACUUUAUGAAAAUAUUUUCAUUGAAAGUAAUCUGCAAUCGACGGACUACGAUGGGGUCAUAGUGAUACUUUACCCUCAAGAAAUGAAUAUCGGUCUUCCAAGACAUAUCAGCAGUUUUGUCGACAAGAUAUCGUGCCUGGACAAGCAUGUGUCCAAAGUGCCAACUGUUUGGAAUUGUGAUUACGUUUCCGGUGGACGUUUGGUUCUUGCGCCGACAGGUAAGAUCACACCGUACCACGAUGUAAAGGUGAUCAUGGAAACAGCUAAGAAAGGUAUGACACGUGCUUUAGACGCCGGUAUGAAGAAACCACUUCUGGUUGUAGAAAAUGUAGUCAACUUCCCAGAUUCUCAAAUGGUGUGCAUUCUUGGAGCGCUGGAAGCAUUUUACGUACCACUGCAGAUCAGGGAAAAACAGGAGAAUAGGAAUUUUAUUAGAAUCGGAUUACACGCUGAGGAGAAAGAAACGGAACUCUUCGAACGGAUCGUCAGAAACGCAAUAGCUUUGGAAAGAUCAAGAAUAUUUACUAGAGACAUAGCUGGUGGCGAUCCUGAAAGGAUGUCGCCGUGUAAGGUAGUUGAGUUUGUGAAGAACUCCUUCGCUGAAGACAGUAAUAUAACGGUCAAUGUAAUUGAUGAUGAAAGUGUUAUUGAAACUGAUUAUCCACUUUUAGCAGCCGUGUCGAGAGCAGCGAGCCAUGUUGACCGACACAAAGCAAGGGUUUUGGAAAUCGAAUACAAGUCCUCUGAUCCAAACAGAGUCACAGAGACAGUAAUACUCGUUGGUAAAGGCGUUACAUACGACACUGGUGGUGCUGACAUCAAAAUCAGUGGCAGAAUGGCCGGCAUGUCGAGAGAUAAGGGAGGAGCUGCCGCUGUUGCUGGUUUCUUAAAAGCCUGCUCGAUUUUAAAACCACCGCAUCUGAAAGUAGUUGGAGUUUUAUGCCUUUGUAGAAAUUCCGUUGGUGCUGAUUCGUACGUUAGUGAUGAAUUAAUCAUAUCUCGGAGCGGGAAAUUUGUGAGAGUAACAAAUACGGACGCUGAGGGUAGAUUCGCGAUGGCCGAUUCGCUAUUCAAGAUGUCGGAACUAGCAUUAAAGGAACUCAAUCCCCAUAUUUAUACCAUUGCAACGCUGACGGGCCACGCGCGCGCCUGCUAUGGAAGCUACACCGCAGCGAUGGAUAACCACAGCGCUAGAGCUACCAACCACUCGUCCAAGUUACAGUUCAGUGGUUCGCGAGUUGGGGAAGGUUUUGAAGUAUCGAUAGUGAGAUCGGAAGACUUGGCCGUCAAUAAUGGUAAAUGUAAGGGUGACGAUUUGGUUCAAAUUGAUCCGGACGCUAAAUGCCGAAAUCAUCAGCUGGCUGCUGGCUUCCUUAUCAAGGUCGGUGGCUUGGAAGAUAAAAAUAUAAAAUACACACAUUUGGACAUAGCAGGUUCCUGCGGUAUGCCUCCGGAGGAUCCUACAGCUGUUCCUGUAAUGUCUUUAUGUCAUUUGCACAAAGUUCUACUGUAAUUUUUUUUUCUUAUUUAAAAUUAACAUCCACGGGCUGAACAUCAUGCUUUAUUAUACAAACUACAAAUUGACAGUCCUGUGACGACCUAGUAACGCUAGGUCGUGGUCCGAUGCUGACGAAUUUAUUUAUUUUUAAUAAUUUUUUUUACGUAUACGUACACUCUUUUUUGUUUUGUUUUAUCAUUUGAAGCAUCAGCAUACCAUUAUAUUAUAGUAAUUCCUCUACAUUUAAACCUUUUUCAAUUUAUUUUUACUUUGAGAUACUGAUUACUAGACAUUUCAUUAAACUCAUCAAAUAUCCAAUUUUGUUGUAUAUCUUUCUUAUAACUAGGUCAUUUUGAAAUUUGUUUCAAUCUUGUUGAUAAAUGUCUGAACAAGUUUUUUCGAAUUUAUUACCAAAAAACCAGUCUAUUUUUAUUUUUUGUAGAAUAGAAACGAAAGUGUUGUUUUUAGUUGUGUUAUUGAGAUUAAAUGUUAUACUGUAUAUGUUAUGUAACUAUUAUUUUAUGAUCUAAAGCUUGUGCCAAAAAUUUGUUUCUUCAGCUAAAAUGAUAUUUAAAAAAAAUGUGUUGUUAUGGUAAAAAUAUAUGAAUAUACCAAUAUACAAUUUAUAUAUUUU
Messenger RNA from Melitaea cinxia (Glanville fritillary), 2152 nucleotides. It is a transcript of the gene Dip-B, whose product is annotated as putative aminopeptidase W07G4.4. The transcript has a single exon. Bases 1 to 1533 code for a protein of 510 amino acids. Gene Ontology annotation, cellular component: cytoplasm. Gene Ontology annotation, biological process: proteolysis. Lineage: Eukaryota; Metazoa; Arthropoda; Insecta; Lepidoptera; Nymphalidae. Gene Ontology annotation, molecular function: manganese ion binding; metalloaminopeptidase activity. The record is from RefSeq and is a predicted model, not a curated record.